ACUGCCUGGACAGGAGAACUUCAAAAGAGAAAUAUGAAACUUCGUCAUUUUCCAGUGAACCGGGGGCGUUCCCUGUUCAUCAGGAAGUUGCCUGAAGCAGAAACUGAGAAUUGGCCUGAUCAAUUCAAACAAUGUUGCAGAGAUGCCUAAAAACAUUAUACCCAACCGUUCUCAUCUGCUCGUUGCUCUCUGAAGUGCGACCUUUGACCUGUCACCAAUGUUCUGCAACUUCUGGCGAGUGCAAACUCAAACCAGUGAUUUGUCAAUCAGGGACAAGUACCUGCCGGACCACCUCAAUCAUCACAAUCUUGGAUGGACAGUCCACCCAGGUGAUUAGAAAUUCCUGUGGAUCAUGCUCGGAUCCUCUCUCUAUCAACACUGGAGCUGUGAUCCUCUCAGAGAAAAGCAGUUGCUGUGACUCUGAUCUCUGUAAUGAUCGGAUAGUUGUGGGUAAGGCAAAAAUGCAUCGUAAUCCAAUCCAGAUCCGAUAG
Molecule: messenger RNA, 491 nt
Organism: Chiloscyllium plagiosum (whitespotted bambooshark)
Lineage: Eukaryota; Metazoa; Chordata; Chondrichthyes; Orectolobiformes; Hemiscylliidae
Source: RefSeq, a predicted model, not a curated record